This is a messenger RNA of Sus scrofa (pig), 996 nucleotides long. Its product is annotated as olfactory receptor 56B4. Gene Ontology annotation, cellular component: plasma membrane. Gene Ontology annotation, biological process: G protein-coupled receptor signaling pathway. Gene Ontology annotation, molecular function: G protein-coupled receptor activity; olfactory receptor activity. The record is from RefSeq and is a predicted model, not a curated record. NCBI's taxonomy places the organism in Eukaryota, Metazoa, Chordata, Mammalia, Artiodactyla, Suidae.
AUGGAUGCCUCUACCACUGUUACCAACAGCUCCAGCCUCCAGAUUUCCCAUUUCAUGCUGAUGGGGCUCCCGGGCAUUCAUGACUGGCAGCACUGGCUCUCCCUGCCCCUGGCUCUGCUCUACCUUUUAGCCCUCAGUGCCAAUCUUCUCAUCAUGAUCACCAUCCAGUGUGAGCCUACGCUGCAUGAGCCCAUGUACCAUUUUCUGGGCAUAUUGGCCAUCGUGGACAUGGGCUUGGCCACUACCAUCAUGCCUAAGAUCCUGGCUAUCUUCUGGUUUGAUGCCAAGGCCAUCAGCCUCCCUGAGUGCUUUGCUCAGAUCUAUGCCAUCCACUUCUUCUUCUGCAUGGAGUCUGGUAUCUUCCUCUGCCUGGCGGUAGACAGAUACAUAGCCAUAUGCCACCCCCUUCGAUACCCUUCCAUAGUCACGGAAAUGUUUCUGGUCAAAGCUACAGGAGUCAUGGUGCUCAGAAACAGCCUGUUGCCCAUCCCAGUGCCUGCACUAGCUGCCCGGUGCCACUACUGCUCCAAGAAUGAAAUCGACCACUGCCUGUGCUCCAACUUGGCCGUGAUCAGCCUGGCUUGCGAUGACAUCACCAUGAACAAAUUCUACCAACUGAUCUUGGCGUGGGUCCUGACAGGGAGUGAUAUGGCCCUGGUUUUUUCUUCCUACGCUCUAAUCCUUCGCUCUGUGCUGAGGCUGAAGUCACCAGAGGCGAUGUCAAAGGCUCUGAGCACCUGCAGCUCCCACCUCAUUCUCAUCCUCUUCUUCUACACGGGCAUCGUCGUGGUCUCUGUCACACACCUGGCAGAGAGGAAGGCGCCCCUCAUCCCCGUUCUCCUCAACGUGCUGCACAAUGUCAUGCCCCCUGCCCUCAACCCCGUGGUGUACGCGCUGCGGAUGCGUGAACUCAGGCUGGGCUUCCGGAGGCUGCUUGGGUUGGGGGACGAUGUGUCCACAAGUGACCCCAGUUUUAGAAGGCCGCUAAGGUGUUAG